AUGAAUUCUUUCCAAACUAACUCCCCUACACCAGAAGUAUCACCGUAUUAUAUGAACAAAUACCUUCAUACAGAACAACCAUUUCCUGAUAACUAUAUUGAAGAUUGGUUUUUAGAGGGGAUGCGAGUGAAUUAUCAUUUAGAUGUGUUGCCAUUAAAAGAUAUUGUAAAAGAGUCAUUGGCAUUAUCACAACAAAUAUCAACGGUAAUUAUGUAUAUGUGUAUUUUUCUACUUACUGCAAAAGAAAUGCUUUCAGUUAGAGGAGUGUAUGUUGCUGAUAUUAUUUUAUUGUCGAUGUGUUUCUUAUCAUGUAUUCCAUUAAAAAUAUCACCAACAGUAUUUUGUGGGUGGAGGUCAAUUAUUAUAUUUGGGACAGUGUGGGGAUUAGUUCCAGUAAUAUCAACAAUAACAACAGGUUAUUAUCCAGAUAGUAUUUAUAUAUUAUCAACGGUAUUAUUUAUUAUUCAUAUUUGUUUCUUUGAUUAUGGAUAUAUCAAUAAUUAUGUUGAUGAAAUUAAUGGAGUUUUAUCAUACAAUGCAGUAUUAUUAGCAUCUAUUGUAUUAGCAUCUAUAUUACCAAAGAAUGCAAUGGUAUUUCCAUUAAUUAGUUUGUCUAUAAUAUUAUUUGAAUUUAACCCAUUAUUUAGACAUUAUCUAUUAAAAAAGUCUAAAAAUAUGUAUUUUUUGUAUUCCAUUCUUCUUUUUAUUGCAACAUUUUGUUUCUGUUUUAUGCUUUCAUUUUGGUUUUCAAUCGUUUAUUUAUUCUGCGUUUCUCUUGGCACUUAUGUAGGACCGAAAUUUUGGUUAAAAAUCCAAUCAUUAAAAACUGAGGUUAGUGGUGCUUGGGAUGAGGCUGUACCAUCUACACAAUAA
Messenger RNA from Entamoeba dispar SAW760, 873 nucleotides. Its product is annotated as phosphatidylinositol N-acetylglucosaminyltransferase subunit C, putative. Gene Ontology annotation, cellular component: membrane; glycosylphosphatidylinositol-N-acetylglucosaminyltransferase (GPI-GnT) complex. Gene Ontology annotation, biological process: GPI anchor biosynthetic process. The coding region runs from base 1 to 873 and encodes 290 amino acids. The transcript has 3 exons. Lineage: Eukaryota; Evosea; Mastigamoebida; Endamoebidae. The record is from RefSeq and is a predicted model, not a curated record.